This is a messenger RNA of Ananas comosus (pineapple), 2997 nucleotides long. RefSeq lists its product as uncharacterized. Bases 314 to 2836 code for a protein of 840 amino acids. Lineage: Eukaryota; Viridiplantae; Streptophyta; Magnoliopsida; Poales; Bromeliaceae. The transcript is spliced from 3 exons. The record is from RefSeq and is a predicted model, not a curated record.
CAUCUUCCUGGAAGUACCCUUUUAAAAGAGAAUAGUAGUACUUUCAUCUUUUUUGAUAUUCGGCUGCAUCGUCCUAGUAAGUAUAAUGUGUGGUGCCCAUGAAUCAAGAAGACAUAACUAAGAGAUAUAUAUAUAUAUAUAUGUAACCGUUGACUAUUUCAAAGCUACCAUUAACUUAUAUCUACGUGAGACAGUGUAUGCACGAAUUAGACAAAACCAAUCUUUUUUUUUUUUUAGAAAAAAAAAAAAUUCAUUCUUAGUAAACAAAAAAAAGAAAAAGAAAAAGGAAGAAAUGAUUGAGAAGAAGUAAGUAAUGAAGUUCAACAAGGAUGCAAGACGGGAGGGGGAUUCGGGAAGCAUCCGGUUGGAUAUCGUCCGCAACGCAAACGGCAGCGGCGGCAGCUUGGAUUUUUUCGGGCCGCAGCCGGAGCCAAGCGAUCCGACGCCCCGGCGCCGCAGGGACGGCGACUUCCGCGCCCCCGAGAAGAAGCUCACCCUUUUUGCUCUCCGGCUCGCUGUGCUCGAGAAGGCGGCCAGCGGCCUCGGCACCCUCGCCUUCAUCUGGGCCACCGUCGUCCUCCUCGGCGGCUUUGCGACCUCGCUCCUCCCCAAGGACUUCUGGUACGUCACCAUCAUCCUCCUCAGCGAGGGCACCCGGAUCUUCAGCCGCAGCCACGAGCUCGAGUGGCAGCACCACGCCACCUGGACCCUCGCAUCCGCCGGCAGAUACAGCUUCCGUGCGAUCAAGUCCAGCUCCCGCUUCCUCGUCCGGGCAGUGAAGGCCGCGUUCCACUGCGCCGCCUCCGCGAGCCGUCUGGAAGGCGACCGCAGGCGGCAGAUCGCCGCCGAGGAAGAGCAGCGGCGGACCGUGGAAUUCCAGAAGCAGCUCGUUCGGUACGGCACGCAACGUACGUGGCACCCGCCGGAAGUUCCGCUGCUGCCGUACGCCGGCUGGGUCUUCAUAUCCAAGAACAUCAGCCGCGCGCUGACGUGGCUCCAGAUCGCCUCGGCGCUGUCCUGCGUGACGCUUUCGACGAUGCGCCUCGUCCAGCAGGACUACGGCGAGAGUGCGCAGGAAACCGCGAACGGGAAGAUGGCGCUCGACCUGUUCUACGGCCUGGCCCUCGCCGAAGCCCUGAUGUUCCUGGUUGAAAAGAUUUAUUGGACUUGGAAAAUAUCCUACUGCGGGCUGCUGCAGCAGGUGAGCACGGAGUGCGAGCUCGGCGCGGCCGGCGUCGUGUCGAUCCGCCGGUUCUUCUACGACGCGUACUCGCAGUGUAUCGAACGCAGCAUAUUCGACGGGAUCAAGAUGGACCUGGUGACGUUUGCGGCCGAGCUGCUGGACUCCGAAUCCCCCGACGAGCAGCUCAUCGGGGCCCGCAUCCUGCAGCAGUUUGCGAAGAGCGAGAGCUUCGCGUUCGAGGCUCUGCGGAAGAUCGGCACGACAACGCGGGCGAUCGAGCGGCUGAUCGAAAUGCUGAACUGGAAGAACCCCGCGGAGGAAGAGAUCCGGCGGUGCGCCGCGGAGGUCGUGUCGAAGCUCGCGGGGAAGCGGCAGAACGCGCUCCGCGUUGCGGGCAUUCCCGGCGCGAUGGAAUCGAUCGCCUCGCUGCUCUACACUGGCGGCGGGAGGGCUGCCAGCGCGAGCAGGACCGCAGAGGCCACUGCUGCGGAUGGAAGCUCCGACGCCGUGGCGACCGGCGAGUCGAACUACGAGUUUGCGGUGUUCAACCUGCUCGGCCUGCUGAUACUGAAGAAGCUCGCCAAGGACGACGAUAACUGCUUUAAGAUCGGGAACACGCGGGGGCUGCUCGCGAGGAUCGUCGACUUCACGAGCGCCAAGCAGGGGCUGCUGCGCAACGAGCACGCGCUGGAGUCGCAGAUUCGGGCGGUGACGCGGGCGCUGCAGGUGGUGAAGAUGCUGGUGCGAGCUACCGGUGGCACGGGAAAAAUGUUACGCCAGGAGAUAUCGGAGAUAGUGUUCACGGUCAGCAACAUCCGGGAGAUCCUGCAGUGCGGCGAGAGGCAUACCGAGCUGCAGAAGCUCGCAAUCGAGACCCUGACCGGUCUGGCGAUGGACGAGACCGCAAAGGAGCGGAUCGCGAGCACGGGCGGCAUCGUGAAGCUUCUCUUCGCUAUUUUCUUCAAGCCGGAGUUUGUGUCUGAGAACUCGGUGGGCGUCGAGGCGGGGGAGGCUCUGGCAAUGCUGACGCUGGAGAGCAGGAAGAAUUGCGUGCUGAUCUUGAAGAAGGGUGAUGUGUUGGAGCGCCUUAUCGCUGCGCUGGCGAACCCGGUAUUGCAGCUGAACGCGUCGAGGAUUUUGCGGAAUUUGUGCGCUUAUUCCGGCGCCGAAUCCGCCUGGCUCAACCAGAUUACUGCAGCAAUGUCCACUGUAUUGAAAGCAACUAUGAAAGAAACAGGAAAAUUACUAGAGGUAUCAAUUGGUGUCACCAUGCAAAUCUGCAAAUUCAUGAGCUCCGAGCAAUUCGCAGCCGAACUAGAGCGAGCCGACAUCAAGGAGGCCGACUACGUCGAGAAACUCGUGAAGAUACUAAAGGAAUACAAGUACCCAGAUAUCAAAGUGCCGAGAAUACGACGAUUCGUCAUUCAACAAGCCAUUUGGAUGAUGCGUUGUCCGCAUGAGAAAUAUCUCAAACUAUUCAAGGAUUUGGAGAUGGAGAAGCUGCUGGAGUCUGUGGCGGAGACCACGUCAGAUCUCGAAUGCUUCCAUGUCUUCUCGGGCAGUGUCGGACUGAGUCAGCAUCGAAAAACUGUCUCUUCUAUUGUUGAUAAUGCAUUAGUUCUGUUGAGUGGUGGUACAGGUCAAGAAGAGUAACACUUGCACAAUACUUUCAUUACAAUUUGUUUGAGUAUAUAGCAUGUAGUUAGAGAAUUGAAAAAGGAAAAUAUUGUCAUAGUAUGCCACAUUUGUAUGGCCACAUAUAUGUUAGGAAAAACCGCAAUGAAAAUCAGAUUGUGAUUAAUUAUCUAACUAAA